AUGGAGCCCAUCCGGCUGCCGAGUUUCCUCCACUGCAUCGUGACGCGGAAGUUAUCCGUUGACCUCAGCCGUUCCCCGUACGCGGUGGAAAUCGUGUCGCACGAUGAUGUGGAAGCUCGGAUGAUUCUUCCUCGGAUUGCUCCACUCACCUGGCAGCUGCGGCAACUUGGCUUCAGACUGAAGGACAGGAAAUCUAUGGAUUCCUUGAUGCUUCCACUGGACAUGCUCCUUUUUUUCCAUCUGGUGAAGGGCGGCUCCUGUCGUUUGGCCCAGAGCUUGAUGAACAUCGGCCUCAUAUUCAUGGGCUGUAAGGGUGAAAAGCUUGGUGGCGGCCAUUUGAAUUCGCUCUUCAGAUACUCGCCGUCGCCCCGGCGCUUGCCUGCCAUUUUCGUAGCGGAGGAUCUGUCUUUGCCACUGCCAAGGUGUGCCUCGGGGUAUGGCCUUGAAAGAUCUCCAAGUGACCAGAAGAAGUGA
Cladocopium goreaui is the source of this 474-nucleotide messenger RNA. The record is from the annotation of a GenBank genome assembly. NCBI's taxonomy places the organism in Eukaryota, Dinophyceae, Suessiales, Symbiodiniaceae.